Messenger RNA from Orbicella faveolata, 757 nucleotides. RefSeq lists its product as uncharacterized. NCBI's taxonomy places the organism in Eukaryota, Metazoa, Cnidaria, Anthozoa, Scleractinia, Merulinidae. The record is from RefSeq and is a predicted model, not a curated record. Gene Ontology annotation, molecular function: ATP hydrolysis activity; protein binding.
UGAUUACACCGCCGCCCUUGAGUCAAAGAAGCGUGCUCUUGAUAUCAGAGUUAAAAUGUUUGGUGAAGAACAUCCCAAGACCGCUGACAGCUACCAUUCAGUAGGAAGUACACAGCAUUGCCUGAGUGAUUACACCGCCGCCCUUGAGUCAAGGAAGCGUGCUCUUGAUAUCAGAGUUAAAUUGUUUGGUGAAGAACAUCCCAACACCGCUGACAGCUACCAAUCACUAGGAGUUACACAGCAUUCCCUGAGUGAUUACACCGCCGCCCUUGUGUCAAAGAAGCGUGCUCUUGAUAUCAGAAUUAAAUUGUUUGGUGAAGAACAUCCAAAGACCGCUUACAGCUACCAUUCAGUAGGAGUUACACAGCAUUCCCUGAGUAAUUACACCGCCGCUCUUGAGUCAGCCAAGCGUGCACUUCACAUCAGAAUUAAAAAGUUUGGUGAAGAACAUCCAAAGACCGCUGACAGCUACCAUUCAGUAGGGGAUACACAGCAUUCACUGAUGGAUUACAAAAACAAAACAACCAGUGAUAUAAAGCAGAUGGAAACGGAAGAAAGAGCCAUCAGUGAAAAAUUGAAAAGUCAAAUGGCACAACGAGAAAAAGACAAAACGACCGGUGAUUUAGAACAGAUGGAAACAAAAGGUCAAGCCAUCAGUGAAAUAGCACCAGUCUUCAGUCAAAUGGAACGAGGAGAAGAAGGUAUAGGUUUUAUGUUUUCGAAGAAUUCAUUUCACCCUAAGUAUAAGGCUAUCUAA